AGUUAUUAAUACUGAAGAACAACCGAAACCAAACACAUUCAUUCUCUCAACUAACCAAACCAAUUCGGUAGAUUUUGUUUCAUUCUCUCAACCAUGGCUGAUUCUUCAUCCAACCUCAAAUCAGAAGCUAUAAUCGAUUUGAUGAAGCAACACUUUUCCACCGACGCUGGCAAAGAACUCGUUAAAAAAAUUGGACUCGUUUAUCAAUUUCAAAUUGCUCCUAAGAAAAUUGGAAUCGAUGAAGUUAUCUAUACUGUUGAUCUCAAGAAAGGAGAGGUCACUAAAGGGCCAUAUGAAGGUGGAAAGGCAGAUGCAACUUUUUCAUUUAAAGAUGAGGACUUUGUUAAGGUUGCAUUAGGGAAGAUGAACCCGCAAAUUGCUUUCAUGAGGGGUGCAAUGAAGAUUAAGGGAAGCUUGAGUGCUGCUCAGAAAUUUACUCCCGAUAUCUUCCCAAAGCCUUCCAAAAUGUGAGCAUAGAUGUCUGUCACUACAGCGAUCAAGCAAAAUAUAUAUCCUCAGAACCUGAGGAGUAUGUCUGUAGUUAAAUACAUCUAUCAUCAUUCCUAAGGUUGUAGAGGGGUUCAUGAGAAAAUACAUCUAUCAUAAUAUAGAUAGUGUUCUGCAAAUCUUCCAAAUGAAUUUUAUAAUAAUGUAAUUGAAUGUUUCAAGUUUGAAAAUUUAUCAUCAUGCAUCAUUUUCAUAUGUGUCCAUCGUUUUUUCCUUUAAUACUUGGAUCAAUGCAUCGUUACUUGAGCCUAUCGUUAAAAUCUGUACUUGUGAAUGCUGGGAAUAGUGAAUGUCUGUGAAUGCUCAUUUCCCAGUGGAACUAUAAUGUAAUUUCACAGCUGAAACAUAUUGUUGGGAAUGGGAUUAUGAGAA
This is a messenger RNA of Trifolium pratense (red clover), 879 nucleotides long. RefSeq names its product sterol carrier protein 2. The record is from RefSeq and is a predicted model, not a curated record. Gene Ontology annotation, cellular component: cytosol. The transcript is spliced from 4 exons. The coding region runs from base 94 to 471 and encodes 125 amino acids. NCBI's taxonomy places the organism in Eukaryota, Viridiplantae, Streptophyta, Magnoliopsida, Fabales, Fabaceae.